Messenger RNA from Symbiodinium natans, 321 nucleotides. Lineage: Eukaryota; Dinophyceae; Suessiales; Symbiodiniaceae. The record is from the annotation of a GenBank genome assembly.
AUGAAGAUACAAAUUGGCCAGGUCGAAGACAGCGUGACCGAAAUCAUUGAGUCCAUGCAGAAGCUUCGCAUAGCUUGCUUGCCCAAUGCCUCCAUCGAUGUUGAAAUGGGAGCAGUGGCCUACUUUGACUGGGAUGCUGGGUCCCGGAAGUUGGGAAGGCCUGUGGUCUCUGUCUUCGGUGGUGGCGGGGUUUCGGAGGAGCACAGCGACACCUUGACACCUGAGAGAUUCUGCUUCGGUGGAAAGUGGACCAAGGACACAGCUGCCCUUCAGAAGUCGAUCAACCAAGGUCCUUUGGGCAUGGGGGUCUGCCCGCCUUGA